AUGACCGACCUAACGCCCACCUUCAGUAGCCUCCUAUCCAAGCAUGGCUCCCGCCCACACACCAAGCCCACAAAAACAGCAGACGAGUUCCUAAAAGAGGCCUACAGAAUCAACCACCACAUCACAUCUCUCUUAAACUAUCUCCACACAAUUCGACACCCCUACCUCUCAACAACACCAAACCGCCGCAAUGCCAACCCAUCAACCUCCAAAUCAACGCCAACAACCACAUCCCUCCCAUCAACCCAGAUCCUAACAGAUUCAGAACGCGACAACAUAGACACGCAAACCUCCCUCCUUCUCCGUGACCUCGCAAACUCUCUAAACAACCUCUCAAGCGCCGAGACCCUACGCCAAGAAACAGAACAAACUCUCCUCCACAAGAAAUAUGGCCACAGCACAGCAAGUGCAUUACUUUUCCGCUGGGCGGGUGGGAGUGGCGUUACCGACGAGAAUGGUUCGGACGGUAGUAAAUCCGCCGAACAGGUUACUGCCGAGGAGAAGGCGCGCGCGCUGAAGAUGGUGCGCGAGGGCGUGCUAUGGUUUCUCAGGAGGGGGCUGGAGGGUGUUGUUGGUGUUCAGAGGGGUCUUGUUGAGAAGAGGAUUGAGCGGGUCAGAGAGAAGGAGAAGAGUGUGCUCUACAAGGUUGCUGCUGGGAAGGAUAUCGGUGGUAGUGGGAGAGAUGCUGGUGGGAGGGGAAUGUCUGAGAAGAACGGGGGAUACGGUGGUUCUGGUUCUGGUUCUGGCUCUGGGACGUUUGAUCCUUCUUUCACUGCGCCUGAUGCUAGUACACUCAGUGAAGCGGAUACCGCGCGCAUUGAAGCUCAGCUUUCGCCAGAGCAAUUGCAGCUUUUUGCCGAGGAGAACGAUUCCAUGUUGAGGCAUUAUGAGGAUACGUUGGGGAAGGUGCAGAACGCAGAAAAAUCACUCUUGGAAAUCUCGUCUCUGCAAGAGACUCUUGUUACGCAUCUUGCCACGCAGGAGGAAUAUAUUACACAGCUUGUUUCAGAUGUUGAUACAACGCAGACGAAUGUCGGACAGGGAAAUCGGGAGCUGAAGCGGGCCACUGAGCGGCGGAGUACAGCGCAAGCUGUGUUCUGGGGAACGGUUGGCUUAUGUACUUGGCUUGUUGUUUGGGAUUUGGUUUUUUGA
Penicillium nucicola is the source of this 1152-nucleotide messenger RNA. RefSeq lists its product as uncharacterized. The record is from RefSeq and is a predicted model, not a curated record. The transcript has 3 exons. Gene Ontology annotation, biological process: retrograde vesicle-mediated transport, Golgi to endoplasmic reticulum. The coding region runs from base 1 to 1152 and encodes 383 amino acids. NCBI's taxonomy places the organism in Eukaryota, Fungi, Ascomycota, Eurotiomycetes, Eurotiales, Aspergillaceae. Gene Ontology annotation, cellular component: SNARE complex; endoplasmic reticulum.